Molecule: messenger RNA, 411 nt
Organism: Heterobasidion irregulare TC 32-1
Lineage: Eukaryota; Fungi; Basidiomycota; Agaricomycetes; Russulales; Bondarzewiaceae
Exons: 3
Coding region: 166-405 (79 amino acids)
Source: RefSeq, a predicted model, not a curated record
GCCCCCUAAGUACCCUCCCAUUGAACGAUAUAAUGAGAGAGAAGUGGAAGAAAAAGAGGUCUCGCAGACUCAGGCGCAAACGCCGAAAGAUGCGCGCUCGCUCCAAAUAAACGGCCUGAAGAUAGCUGGCCUUGCGCAGUAGGAGCCCCGACGUCAAUCCAUCACAUGCGACUUCAUUUAAACAAGCCCAUCUUACUCCGUCGCUUUGACGUCUUGGCGCCUUUCUGCCGCAUGCACGCUGCCUGUCCUUGCCCGGAGCAGGCGGUGCUGGCGAUUUUGUGUCUUGUUCCAACUUCCGCGGGAAAGACGCGUUGGGAAGGGAGGGUCGUUGUCGAAGAAAUCAUAAAGUGCAGAGUUUGUUUCCCGUUGUACCACUGCAAUCAUAUUUUGGCGUGGUUGGCUUGAAUGUUC